This is a messenger RNA of Didymodactylos carnosus, 229 nucleotides long. The record is from the annotation of a GenBank genome assembly. Lineage: Eukaryota; Metazoa; Rotifera; Eurotatoria; Philodinida; Philodinidae.
GGCUACAUCAUCUCCAGAUAUUAGCGAUAAAACAUUUGAAAAUGCUGUAAAAUCUUUAUUAGAAUUAUUACAACCAAAUUUAGAUAUAACCGAUUUUUUAUCUUAUAUUGUGGGCAUUGUUACAAGUGAAAAUGAAACAGAUGAUGAAAAGCUAAAUGCAAUGAAUGAAAUGUUACAAGAACUAGACUUGAAGUUCAUGGAAAAUGUCGAAAGAAAACAUCGGAAAUGA